AUGGGUUCAAUGGCGGCAACCCCCAAUACUAACUUGUUCAUUCAUAAAAAAUCAUAUAUUUCUUCUCCAAAUUCCCAAAUCAAACUUUCAAUUCGUUCACAGAAGGAGGACCCACCCGCUGAAACCAAGACUAGAAGUAGGGAAAUAAUAUUGAGGAGCAGUGAAAUUGCUGUACUUGGAGCCAUUUUCCAAUUCAGUGGAACAAAACCAAAAUACUUGGGGGUGCAGAAAAGCACAGGUGGACUAGCAUUAUGCCCAGCCACAAACAACUGUGUUUCUACUUCUGAGAAUAUCACUGAUCUCACACACUAUGCUCCCCCUUGGAAUUAUAAUCCACCGGAGGGUAGAGGGAGUAAAAAGCCCGUGAGCAAAGAACAAGCAAUGGAAGAGCUUCUUCAAGUGGUAAAAUAAAUCUCUCUCUCUCUCUCUCUCUCUCUC
This is a messenger RNA of Erythranthe guttata (spotted monkey flower), 438 nucleotides long. The record is from RefSeq and is a predicted model, not a curated record. NCBI's taxonomy places the organism in Eukaryota, Viridiplantae, Streptophyta, Magnoliopsida, Lamiales, Phrymaceae.